Apaloderma vittatum (bar-tailed trogon) is the source of this 1269-nucleotide messenger RNA. RefSeq names its product poly [ADP-ribose] polymerase 8. Gene Ontology annotation, molecular function: kinase binding; NAD+ poly-ADP-ribosyltransferase activity; protein serine/threonine kinase activator activity. Gene Ontology annotation, biological process: endoplasmic reticulum unfolded protein response. The transcript has 12 exons. The annotation marks the transcript as partial. The record is from RefSeq and is a predicted model, not a curated record. NCBI's taxonomy places the organism in Eukaryota, Metazoa, Chordata, Aves, Trogoniformes, Trogonidae. Gene Ontology annotation, cellular component: membrane; intracellular anatomical structure; nuclear envelope.
CCCACUGUUUGUGAACGGGAGCUCUGUGUAUUUGCUUUCCAAACAUUAGGAGUGAUGAACGAAGCUGCUGAUGAAAUUGCAACUGGGGCUCAGGUGGUUGAUCUGUUAGUAUCCAUGUGUCGGUCUGCAUUAGAGUCACCUAGGAAAGUUGUCAUUUUUGAGCCAUAUCCUUCUGUAGUUGAUCCUAAUGAUCCUCAGAUGCUAGCCUUUAACCCCAGGAAGAAGAAUUAUGACCGAGUCAUGAAAGCAUUGGAUAGUAUCACUUCUAUUAGAGAGAUGACACAGGCACCUUACUUGGAAAUAAAGAAGCAGAUGGAUAAACAAGACCCGCUUGCACAUCCUCUUCUACAAUGGGUUAUUUCUAGUAAUAGAUCACAUAUUGUGAAGCUACCGGUGAAUAGGCAACUAAAGUUUAUGCACACUCCCCACCAGUUCUUACUUCUCAGCAGUCCACCAGCCAAAGAAUCCAAUUUCCGAGCUGCUAAAAAUCUCUACGGAAGUACCUUUGCAUUUCAUGGUUCACACAUUGAAAAUUGGCAUUCCAUCCUGAGGAACGGCUUAGUUGUUGCUUCCAAUACGAGGCUGCAGCUCCAUGGUGCAAUGUUUGGAAGUGGAAUCUACCUUAGUCCAUUGUCAAGCAUAUCAUUUGGUUACUCAGGGAUGAACAAGAAGCAGCAGAAGGUGUCAGCUAAAGAUGAACCAGCUUCAGGCAGUAAGGGCAGUAACACAUCACAGUCACAGAAGAAAGGACAACAGUCACAAUUUUUGCAAAGCCGUAACUUAAAAUGCAUAGCCUUAUGCGAAGUGAUAACCUCAUCCGAUCUGCACAAACAUGGGGAGAUAUGGGUAGUUCCCAAUACGGAUCACGUGUGUACAAGAUUUUUCUUUGUCUAUGAAGAUGGUCAAGUGGGUGAUACAAGUAUAAAUACACAGGAACCAAGCAUUCAUAAAGAGAUUCUUCGAGUCAUCGGCAAUCAAACUGCUACUGGUUAAAAGGACCACUCUUAUUUAACUGAUGUGAUUUGGAAGCCUUCCUCAGUGUCAAAGCUGGAUUUUGAACUGAAGAAGACGCAAAAAGCUAAUUUAUUAUUAUUAUUAUUCUAAGCAAAUUAACCCUUUGAAUACUUACUGUUUUCUUACUUAGUAUUUCUUAUCUCAUCAAAAUACCUGAGAUGAUAUGAAUUAGCAACUGUAGGGGUGCAAAGUCUAUUAAUAUACUACAGCUAGUAAUUAAAUAGGAACUUGGGUUGCUCACAAUAAACAGACUUU